CAUAAACUGUAGGAGCAAAUUGCAAAUAUUUUUCUUUCUCUCUCUCAUCAGUCGAUCGACGACAAUCAAUAGAGCCUUUUCUUCUUCCCCAAUCGAAUACGGCGUACGCAGCGAAUUGAAGCCGGCGUCGACUGUGAUCUUCUACGGUGUCCGUUGAUUCUACAAGGUUGUUUCCGCUCCUUCCACCCAACACAUCAUGGGAGAUAGUCAGUACUCAUUCUCUCUAACCACAUUUAGCCCUUCUGGAAAGCUUGUUCAAAUCGAACAUGCCUUAACAGCCGUUGGAUCUGGUCAAACGUCUUUAGGGAUUAAAGCUGCUAAUGGUGUGGUUAUUGCAACAGAGAAGAAGCUACCAUCUAUCUUGGUUGAUGAAGCAUCGGUGCAAAAGAUUCAGAUAUUGACCCCCAAUAUUGGAGUUGUAUACAGCGGCAUGGGUCCUGAUUCUCGGGUUUUGGUUCGAAAAAGUAGGAAGCAGGCAGAACGAUAUCACCGAUUAUACAAAGAACCAAUUCCUGUCACUCAACUUGUAAGGGAAACUGCCGGUGUUAUGCAGGAGUUCACACAGUCAGGUGGUGUAAGGCCUUUUGGUGUUUCACUGCUGGUUGCUGGCUUUGAUGACAAGGGUCCACAACUAUAUCAGGUGGAUCCAUCAGGUUCAUACUUCUCUUGGAAAGCCUCGGCUAUGGGAAAGAAUGUGUCUAAUGCAAAGACAUUCCUUGAGAAGAGGUACACAGAUGAUAUGGAGCUCGAUGAUGCUGUCCACACAGCAAUCUUGACUUUAAAGGAGGGAUUUGAAGGACAGAUCUCUGAAAAGAACAUUGAGAUUGGCAUAGUUGGCACUGAUAAAAAAUUCAGAGUACUGACACCAUCUGAAAUUGCUGAUUACCUGGAGGAAGUUGAGUAAUUGGAAAACGAGAAUAUUACAGAAUGAGAGGCAAAAUCUUUCUCUGAAACUAGGUUGUUCUACCCUUAAUGUUGAAACUGGUUUUAUUUGUUGAAAUUUGUGAAUUGAAAACCGUCCGUAGACCCGUUACUGUUGUGGAAAAUAUUCCUUGUUUAUGGUUACAUUAAGACACAAAAAUGGGGAAAUUUGAAUUAUCAAUGAUCAACGAUAAAACAUUUUGUGUUCUUCUCUUC
Camellia sinensis is the source of this 1137-nucleotide messenger RNA. Its product is annotated as proteasome subunit alpha type-2-B. Lineage: Eukaryota; Viridiplantae; Streptophyta; Magnoliopsida; Ericales; Theaceae. Gene Ontology annotation, cellular component: proteasome core complex, alpha-subunit complex; proteasome core complex. The record is from RefSeq and is a predicted model, not a curated record. Gene Ontology annotation, biological process: ubiquitin-dependent protein catabolic process.